AUGACGGCUUCCAAACCACUCAUCGCCAUUGUGCCGGGAGCUCUGCACCGACCAAAUGCAUACUCCAAUUUUGUGCAGCUUCUCCAGCAGCGGGGAUUCGAAGUGCUCACACCACCACUCGCAGUGGCCAGUGACUCGGAAACUCUCGACAAGGAGCUGACAUAUGUUGAUGAUGUCAAGAACAUUCAUGCCCAGCUGCUUCCCCUCCUUGACCAAGGCAGGAAGGCCAUCAUUCUCUCCCACAGCUACGGUGGUUUGCCCGCCGUUGCCAGUAUCGAGGGCCAGACGUGCGAGGAGCGAGCCGCUCGAGGUCUUUCCGGUGGCAUCAUAUCUUACGUGGCCGCCUGCGCAGUCGUGUACCCUCUUCGAAACAAGAGUUUAAUGGGAGAUGAUACUGAGUUCCAACCAACGCCGUAUCAUCGGAUCAAGGACGGCAUCGUGACAGUAACAGACGAAGCCCGUGCCCUUUGGUAUAGCGACCUACCUGAGGAGAAAGGCAAAGAGGCAUUUGGCGCACUACUCAAGAAGCAGACUUGGAAAAGCUUCACCGUUUUCCCGCGCUACGUGGAGAAUGACCUCAAGAUUCCCAAGACGUAUUUGCUAUGUGAAGAUGAUCAAGCCAUCCCGGCAUCGUGGCAAGAAUUGUUGGUCAAGAAUGGGAGCUUUGACUUAGUGCACCGGUUGAAAUCCGGUCAUGCACCGUUCAGAAAGGUUCCCGAGGAGGUUGCUAAGAUACUCGAGGAGAUUUGGAAGAACAACGCGUAA
This is a messenger RNA of Clonostachys byssicola, 765 nucleotides long. Lineage: Eukaryota; Fungi; Ascomycota; Sordariomycetes; Hypocreales; Bionectriaceae. The record is from the annotation of a GenBank genome assembly.